AGAGAGAGAGAGGAACGAAAAACGAGGUUUCAUGUUGCAGAAUGGCGCAGAACAGAGAGAGAAGACGAAUAGCCGGUGAUAUUUAUUCAUAGAUUCUAAACCACUAUAUACAAAUUAAAUCAAAAAAGAAAAAGAAAAAAUCUUUUCUUUUUUGCAUGAGGUGUGGGUUCGUGAUGACACACACACAUACGCCCUUCUCUACAAAUCAUCCCUCUAUAUAUAUAUCUAGUGUGUGCACUGUGUGUAAAUAUAUAAAUAUAAAUACAAGAAGAGGGAAAGAAGGCUUUCUUCUCUCCUUUCAGCUUUGAAGUUUGAGCUCUCCAACCCCACAACAAACCUGAGUUUGAGGAAGAAAGGAUUUUUUGAGAGAAAAAAACAAAACCAAAAAAAAAUUGUGGAAAAAAAUAUUUAGAUGAGUAAUUGGUUGGGGUUUUCCCUCACGCCCCACCUCAGAGUCGGCGGUGGCGGCGGCGAAAUCGACGGUACCGCGGCGGCGGAGGAUAGCAACGGCGGCGGCUGCUUCCCUCCUCAUAUUCCUGCUAUCCCUUUGCGCUCUGAGCAUUAUUGGAGAUAUGAUAAUGAAAUGAAUGAAUCAAACCCGAAUGAAGAAGGUGGCCCCAAAUUCGAGGAUUUUCUGGGCAAUUGCUACUCAAAUUCGCCGCAAAAUGAGCCGGGAGAGAUCAACAUGAACAUGCCGCCAAAUUUCGAUGAUCAAAAGAGAGAAGAUUUCAACAAUCCGCCUCUGUUUUACCCGUAUCAGUACGCCGACGGCGGAGGCGGCUACUUCGGCGGCGGCGGUGGCGGUGGCGGUGCAGGGUUCAAGACAUGGAUGCAGCAGCCGCCGGCGGAGGGCGGCGGUCGCGGCGAUCUUCAGGCGCUGUCUCUCACUGUGCAGCCAAGCUCUCAGGCGGCGCCGCCGCCUGCAGUUGCGGCGGACGGGAAGAAGCGGGCGGCGGCGAAGGAGCCCGUGCCGCGAAAAUCGAUUGACACUUUUGGGCAGAGGACUUCUCAGUAUCGCGGUGUUACUAGGCAUAGAUGGACUGGUAGAUAUGAAGCUCAUUUAUGGGACAACAGCUGCAGAAAGGAAGGCCAGACAAGGAAAGGAAGGCAAGUGUAUCUUGGUGGAUAUGAUAAAGAAGAGAAAGCUGCUAGGGCUUAUGAUCUAGCUGCCUUGAAAUAUUGGGGGCCAACAACUCACAUAAAUUUCCCACUAAGUGACUACGAGAAGGAGCUCGAGGAGAUGAAGAACAUGACUAGGCAAGAAUUUGUAGCCCAUUUGAGAAGGAAAAGUAGUGGAUUCUCAAGAGGGGCAUCGAUGUACAGAGGAGUGACAAGGCAUCAUCAACAUGGGAGAUGGCAAGCCAGAAUUGGAAGAGUUGCAGGCAAUAAGGACUUGUACCUUGGUACUUUCAGCACGCAGGAGGAAGCUGCGGAGGCAUACGACAUUGCUGCGAUCAAGUUUAGGGGGACGAGCGCGGUUACGAAUUUUGAUAUAAGUAGGUACGAUGUGAAGAGGAUCUGCUCGAGCUCAACCUUAAUCGCGGGCGACCUAGCCAAACGGUCCCCGAAGCACCUGGGCCCCGCGGGUCAGGAUGACUACAACUCAUGCGCCUCGUCAGCUUCUCCCCAGGCUCCAUUACAGAUUACCAAUGGCGAAGCUGACGAGCUCGCUGACAUGAUGUGGAAUGCCGCCUCAGAUCAAGAUCAGGCUGCCAAGGAUGACGUGCAGCCGGGCCGGGGGCAGGGCGGCGGGGGAUCACCCGGCCCACCGGGUCCCCACUUAAGCCCGGCCCGGAUGGAUCCGGUGAUCGGAGAUGGGGGUGGCUAUUCACAGGGGUAUUUCUUGGAGGGACAGAAAUAUGAUGACGAUGACGGGUGCGAUGUCGGUGGUUCGGGCCGGGCUGAGGUGGGAUUGGUGCAUCAAGCACCUACAUUUUCUUUAUGGAGUGAGUGAAUGGUUUUAAGGCAAGGCUUAGAUGAAUAGAGUCUUUUGGUGUUAGGAUUUUGGCAUCUUUUGUAGGAAAAUAGUACAUGUAGAUGGGGAAAAAAGAAAAAUGAUUUUGCAAUGGAUUCUGUCCUUUUUGUAUCAGUUGACAAAUUAAAACCAAGUUUUUGUUGGUUA
Salvia miltiorrhiza (redroot sage) is the source of this 2122-nucleotide messenger RNA. RefSeq names its product AP2-like ethylene-responsive transcription factor AIL1. Bases 413 to 1954 code for a protein of 513 amino acids. NCBI's taxonomy places the organism in Eukaryota, Viridiplantae, Streptophyta, Magnoliopsida, Lamiales, Lamiaceae. The transcript has 9 exons. Gene Ontology annotation, biological process: regulation of DNA-templated transcription. Gene Ontology annotation, molecular function: DNA-binding transcription factor activity; DNA binding. The record is from RefSeq and is a predicted model, not a curated record.